AGUAAUCUACACUUUGACAAUAGGCUCGUCAAAUCUGCUUCAAAGAUUAAACUUUGGUCAAGAUGUCUUCCUCAAAAAAAAAUUUGGUUGCCCUUUUCGAUAGACCAAAGGAAUUGGUUAUUAUGCCCAAAGGACCAGACAAUGUUGUAUUUGAUGUUCCAGUUGAUUAUUUGCCAAAAAAAUAUCAGAACGUAGGAAAUCAAAUUUCCACUAGAUUUGGUGGAGAAGCUACCGGUGGAAAAGUUGCUGUCAAGCAGAUCUCCAUUCCACCAUUGGGAGAAAUUCUGGACUUACAAAGAGAUGAAAAUUUCUCGCUAUGGAUUCCUAAACAUAGAAGAAUUGCUGGCCAACUAAUCAAUAUCUACCUAGGAAUGCGUGAUGUUGAUGAUCUACUAUCUGUUGCCCUUUAUACUCGUGACAAAGUAAACCCAUAUCUCUUCAACUACUGUCUCUCGGUAGCUCUAUUGCACAGGGCGGAUACCCAGGAUAUAGAUUUGCCAUCAUUUAUUAGAAGCUUUCCGGACAAAUAUAUUGAUAGCAAAGUUUUUGGCCAAGCUAGAGAAGAAUCGAAUAUUGUACCUACACUAUCCAGAGCACCAAUCGAAAUUCGUAAGGACUUUACUGCUACUGAUUUGGAGAUAGAACAUCGUUUAGCCUACUUUAGGGAGGACUUGGGUAUUAAUCUACAUCAUUGGCAUUGGCAUCUGGUAUAUCCGCACGAAGGUGCAAUGCAAGUGGUUAAUAAGAACAGAAGAGGAGAAUUGUUCUAUUAUAUGCAUCAACAAGUAGUUGCUAGAUAUAACUUUGAGCGUCUUUGCCAUGGUAUGAAGCGUGUUGAACGAUUCAUUAAUUGGAGAGAACCGGUUGCAGAAGCAUACUUCCCUAAAUUGGAUAGUUUAGUUUCAAGCAGAGCUUGGCCAGCACGAGUUUCUAACCAAAAAUUAUCAAAUCUUAAAAGAGAGCAAGAUCAGAUUACGAUUGAUAUUGAUGAUUUGGAAAGAUGGAGGGACAGAAUUUUUGAAGCUAUUCAGUCUGGUCGAGUACAAGGUAAAAAUGGUCAAACUAUUUUGCUAACAGAAAACGAAGGAAUAGAUGUUUUGGGCAACAUAAUCGAAUCCAGUAUUCUUUCACCUAACAGAGAUUUGUAUGGAGAUCUGCAUAACAUGGGGCACGUAUUUCUUUCAUAUAUACACGAUCCCGACCAUAGACAUCUCGAAUCUUUUGGGGUCAUGGGUGACUCAGCAACUGCUAUGCGUGAUCCUGUAUUUUAUAGAUGGCAUUCCUAUAUUGAUUCCAUGUUUCAAAGAUAUAAAUCAUCAUUGCCUAGAUAUACCGUUAAUCAGUUAAAUUAUCCAGGAGUUACCGUAGACAACAUAGCAGUAGAAUCAGUACAAGGGCCACCUAAUACUUUUACUACGUUUUGGAAACAAUCUGAUGUAGAUCUAUCACGAGGAAUGGACUUUCAACCACGCGGUGCUGUAUUUAUUCGUUUUACCCACUUAGACCACCAUGAAUUUAAAUACCGUAUUACUGUUUCAAAUAGCGGACAGCCUAGACAAGGAACAUGCAGAAUCUUUUUAGCUCCCAAAAACGAUGAAAGAGGCAAUCCAUGGUUAUUUAGAGACCAAAAAAAUAUGUUUAUUGAACUUGAUAAGUUCAGAGUUGAUCUGAAACAAGGUAAAAAUUUAAUAACUCGUAAUUCCACGGAUUCUUCUGUAACUAUACCAUUUGAUAGGACUUUCCGAGACUUAGAUUCCACGAGACCUGAAGGAGGCAAUCGUUUAUCUACAUUUAACUUCUGCGGAUGCGGUUGGCCCCAACAUAUGUUGAUCCCUAUGGGUAAUACCGACAACCCUGGAUUUAAAUGUGAACUUUUUGUUAUGAUUUCCAACUGGGCUGAUGAUGCUAUUAAUCAAGAUAAUAGAGGUGUUUGCAAUGAUGCUGACAGCUAUUGCGGUAUAAAAGAUAAACUAUAUCCUGAUAAACGUUCCAUGGGGUAUCCAUUUGACCGACAGCCAAGGGAAAAUGUUGACACUUUAGAAAACUUCUUAACACCUAAUAUGAGAGUUCAACAAGUAUAUAUUAAUUUCUCCAACAAAACUUACAGGCCAAGACAAGCAUAAUUUGCUUUAGAACGAUUACCUAACAGAUGUGACUGAAUAUGAACAUGGACAAAUAAAUGCAUUUAAUGAA
Diabrotica balteata is the source of this 2193-nucleotide messenger RNA. The record is from the annotation of a GenBank genome assembly. NCBI's taxonomy places the organism in Eukaryota, Metazoa, Arthropoda, Insecta, Coleoptera, Chrysomelidae.